UAUUGAGGAUUAGAGGUAGAUCGUUUUAGAUGAUAUGGGAUGACUGAGAGGAAUUUUGAUGGAUUAUGGGGAAUAUAGAUGGAUUUGGUGAUCAAAAUGUAUAUAAGUGGAUUUGGGAUUAUUAGGAGGAUAUCAGGGCAUUUGAAGGAUUUCGAGGGAUUAAGAGGAAUAACGGGUAAUUUGGAUGGACAUCGACGGAUUUGGAGGGAUUCUGAGAUUAAGGGGGAUGGGAUAUAGGGAGAUUUGGGGUUGAUAUCGUCGGAUUUGGAGGGAUCGUGG
Meloidogyne enterolobii is the source of this 279-nucleotide messenger RNA. The record is from the annotation of a GenBank genome assembly. NCBI's taxonomy places the organism in Eukaryota, Metazoa, Nematoda, Chromadorea, Rhabditida, Meloidogynidae.